CCAGUGAGACAAUAGAGAAAUUUUUUACCAAUGAUGACGUCCGUAAGAAAAUCGAUCAAAGUUCAUGUAUAAUUUUACUACAAAACGCUCGAAAAAUUGGCCAAGAUUCUCACUUAGUAAAUUUACGGAGAAGCUUCUCUUGAAGUAAAGAUAUCCCAGUUGAUCAGAGCCCAGUGUUAAGUUUCAACCGUCCUGCUCACAAUGUUUUCCAAACAUCAGCGAUUUCAAGGAAUCAAGAGAAACUACAGCCCAGAGACUGUAGAAAAGCUUCGCGGUUCGUUCAAAAUCGAUUACUCUUUGUCGAAGCGAGGAGCCAUGAAACUCUGGGAACUUUUGACUCGCGGAGGGAAUUCUUACGUGAAUGCUUUAGGAGCUCUCACGGGUGGACAGGCCGUUCAGAUGGCCAAGGCCGGUUUAAAAGCCAUCUAUCUAAGUGGAUGGCAAGUUGCCGGUGAUAACAAUUUAGCUGGGCAGACUUAUCCUGAUCAAAGCCUGUAUCCUGCAAACUCUGCUCCAAAACUUGUAGAGCGUAUUAAUAAUGCGUUUAUCAGGGCAGACCAGAUUGCGCACAUGGAAGGCACAGACAAACACAUUGACUACUUUUUGCCAAUCGUUGCUGAUUGUGAAGCUGGAUUUGGAGGCCCAUUGAAUGCAUUUGAACUCACCAAGUCCAUGAUUGCAGCAGGUGCAGCUGCUGUUCAUUUUGAAGACCAGUUGGCUUCGGAAAAGAAAUGUGGUCACAUGGGAGGAAAAGUGUUAGUACCCACACAACAAUUUGUGAAGGUCCUCAAUGCUGCACGAUUGGCUGCUGAUGUUCUGGAUGUCCCU
Molecule: messenger RNA, 828 nt
Organism: Pocillopora damicornis (cauliflower coral)
Lineage: Eukaryota; Metazoa; Cnidaria; Anthozoa; Scleractinia; Pocilloporidae
Biological process (GO): carboxylic acid metabolic process
Molecular function (GO): isocitrate lyase activity
Source: RefSeq, a predicted model, not a curated record